Molecule: messenger RNA, 5325 nt
Organism: Hypanus sabinus (Atlantic stingray)
Lineage: Eukaryota; Metazoa; Chordata; Chondrichthyes; Myliobatiformes; Dasyatidae
Gene: nkapd1
Product: NKAP domain containing 1
Exons: 6
Coding region: 377-1093 (238 amino acids)
Source: RefSeq, a predicted model, not a curated record
AUUCGGCACACAGAUGCACACAACAAGAUUCAGGAAGAGUCGGAAAUGUGGAAGAUCAGAGAAAAAGAGAAGCAAGCAAGUAAGAUGAGGUUCCACCGCCAGCGGAGGCCGUCCGCGAGCUUGCCAGGGCGAAAAGGAGCGUGUCGCAGAAGCCAGCCUGUUGAGAACCAGGCGGAUUUCGGGAAGCUGGGAGAGCAAGAGAGGAAGGAAAUGAUAAAAGUGGGCGCAGGAGCGGGGACCAGUAGCGACCUUCGCAAGGGGAUCCGAAAGCACUUCCCUGCCGUGUGAAGAGGCCCUGAGCGGCCACAAAGGCAAAUGCUUACUCCCGCCGCUGAGAUGUCAGACGAAUGCACCAAGUCGGUACCCGCCAAGGGGGAUGAUGAACAGGAUGCGCUGCGAUGGGUACGACGAAGAGGACGAAGGCGCCGAGGCAAAUUUCGCCGCUCGGAAGGUUUUCGCCUCCCCGCAGGAUGAGCGAGAAAGCAGAUACUGGACAAAGAAGCUGUACGAGUUCGAAGCAAGUGACCCAAACAGGUGGGGUCACAGCGGCUACAAGGAACUUUACCCGGAGGAGUUUGAAUCUGAAGGUGACCGAAGUGACAGCGAGGAGCUCCCGGCCAACGGGGCAAAGCCCGCGCCCGCGAAGCCCCCGAAGUCCGCGCCGCGGAAGCGCAAGCGGUCGAGUAAAGCCAGCAAGAAGAAACGCAAGAAGAAGUCGAGGAAGAAGCUGCGGCGGAAGAAGAGCCUGCAGUGCGGCGGGUCCUCCAGCGAGGAGGAGGAGGAGGACUCCGACCGCAGGAGCAGGGCGAAGGCCAAGAAGAAGCGGCGGCGGAAGGAGGCCAGGAAGUCGAAGGAGCCACCCCUGGGCUCCGGCGAGAGCAGCUCGUCGCCCGGCCGAGCCUCCGACUCGAGUAGCGGGGACGAAAGCGACGCGGGGAGCCGGCUGGGCAAGAGGAGGAGGGGGAAGCGCCGGAGGAGCGCUCCCAAGGGAGGGGCUGACGAGGAGGCGGAGGGCGGCAGGAGGCGGCACCGGAACUGGAAGCUCGCUCGGAACGACACUUCAGACGACAGCGGAGACGACGACUUGAAUUAGGCGACCCCGGCCUGCCGUCCUCCUCCUGGCGGCCGAGAGACCUCGCGGACUGAAAACAGCGAGGAGCCGGCGCCGCCCAGGGCUCUCGGGCGGCUGCCGCCUCUCCCCGAACCCCGCUCACGGAGCGAUUCGACGUGGAGCGUAAGAGGAGGGGGCGGGUGGGGGGUUGGGACUCGCGCAAAGCAGCGUUCAACUUGCUGGCCUCCCGGCUGCCGGACCGCGGCCGUGGCAAGGCUGGGCAAACGGCGGCCCCUGUACACCUCGGCCCUUCGAAGCAGAGGUGCCACACGUCCGCCGGGAGGGGCGAGGGUCUGUCUUUAACAAGACCAACGUGCGGCUAUUCUCCCCCACCCCCCCCAUCGUCUCCUGUGUGAACCUGUAAUUCCGCCAGCUGCCGGCCGAUUUAAGUACGCUUGCCGCCCCCACCCCCCCCCCCCCGAGGAGACGUGCGAAGUGAAACCGCGUCCAGCGAGCGCCCACCCUGCGAUUUAGAGUUCGCGCGCAGGAAUGCAGCCAAACGAAACGGCGUUUGCCGGGUCCAAACCGCGGAGCCAGCAGUCACUCACAGCACGCACAAUCACGAUACAGUCAAAAGGAAAACCCACACGGACACGGGUUAGGUAUGCGUGUAGCCCAAGUCCCUGAGGGACGUCGGCCUCAAACAGUGCCUCAGCUUUUGCCUACGCGCAGCCGGAAGCAAACGUGAUCCGGCUCGUCUUCCUCCGGGCCCACUGGGGUCCAGAGCGAUGCACUCUCAAAAUCCUGGUGGGGGGGGCUCAGAGCUCAGCAGGUCAGUCAGCACCGGAGGAAACUUUCAAAAAAAGACAGGCGCUGUUUCGGAUAGGAAGGGGGAAGAUGGGGGGGGGGGUGAGGGGAAGAGGUCAAGAUAGGUGAAGUCGGGUGGGAUGGGAAAGGUAAAGGGCUGGAGAGGAAGGAAUCUGACAGGAGAGGAGAGUGGGCCGUGGGAGAAAGGGAAGGAGGAGGGACACCAGGGAGAGGUGACGGGUGGGAAAGGUAAAGGGCUGGAGAGGAAGGAUUCUGAUAGGAGAGGAGAGUGGGAAGGAGGAGGGGACCCAGAGACACGCACAGAUUCACACUGGAGGAACUCAGCAGGACAGGCAGCCUCUCUGGGAAAGUGUAGACAGUCGAUGUUUCUGGCUGAGACCCUCCAGCGGGGCGUGUCUUGAUGAACGUUGACUGUUUUCUCUUUCCCAGAGAGGCUGCCUGGCCUGCUGAGUUCCUCCAGUGUCUGGUGUGUGUCACCGCUGCAGACUGAUGGAGCGCGGCAUGUUGGUUGCUGGUCGGGCUGAAAUCACCUGUCGUCUGUGAGUGUGAAUUUCUGCUUCUGAAGCCCUUGGUGUGCCCUGGACCAGAAGGGCUUGCUUGUGUCAAUAUCAAAGCUCAAAGCCCCCUGAAUUGCUCCCAUGAGUAGACGUACAGUAGAAACUGUUUAGUUGCUGCCUUCCCCUCACCCCCCCCAUCUCAUUUGAUUAAUUUUUAGCGACUGACUUUUCCCGACUUAAUUGCUCCGGAUUUUGUUCCUGGUCUUUACGUAUUCUUUGCGAAAUCCACUGACUUCCCCCAGGGCAAAAGCUGGUGAGGUGGUGAAUGCCGGGGAGCGCUUUGCUUAAAAAAUGUAUAUCCAAGGCAAAAUGGCGUGAUUUUAACUUCACAAGACAAAGUAGUAGGCCAUUCAGCCCAUCGAGUCUGCUCCAGCACUCCACCAUGAGCUAAACUAUUCUCCCGUCUGGUUCCAAUUUCUGGCUUUUUCCCCAUAUCCCUUGAUACCCUGACUAAUCAGAUGCCUGUCAAUCUUAAACGCCCUCAAUGAUCGGGCCCCCACAGCUGUAAGUGGCAACGAAUUCCAUAAAUCCAAGACCCUCUGGGUCAAAAAGAAUUUCUCCUCGUCUCUAUUUUAAAUGGGUACCCUCUAAUUCUCAGACUGUGACCUCUUGUCCUGGACUCACCCACCAAACUACAUCUACUCUGUCCAACCCUUUCACCAUUCUAAAUGUCUCUAUGAAAUCCCCUCUCAUUCUUCUGUACUCUAAUGAAUUACGGUCCAAGAGCCGACAAACGCUCCCCUGCAUUCCAGGAAUCAUCCUCGUGAAUCUUCUCUGAACUCUCUCCAACAUCAGCACAUCCUUUCUAAGAUAGGGGGCCCAAAACUGCACACAGAUUCCAAAUGGGGUCUCACCAGUGCCCCAUAGAGCCUCAUCAGCACCUCCUUAUUCUUAUCCGCUAUCCCUCUCGAAACGAAUGCCAACAUAGCAUUCGCUUCCCCGGUGAUUAACCUUUAGGGUAUCCCGCACGAGGACCCCCAAGUCCCUUUGCACUUCUGAGUUUUGAAUUUUCUCCCCAUCUAAAUAAUAAUCUGCCUGAUUGUUUCUUCUUCCGAGAUGUGCAACCGUACAUUUCUCAACAUUGUAUCUCAUCUGCCAUUUCUUUGCCCGCUCCCCUAAACUCUCUGCAACCUUUCCGUCUCUUCAACACUUGCUGCUAACUCCGCCUGUCUUGGUGUCGUCCUCAAACUUGGCCACGAAGCCACUUAAUCCGUAGUCUCGGCUGUUGGCGGGGACUGUGGGGGGGGGGGGGGGGGGUUGUAGGCUCAGGCUCAAAUCCACGACUGCGUUCCUUCAUGUGGAUCCAUCAGGUGCAGUCAGUCGGAUUUUCCAGCAAAGGAGACUCUGUGCAGAUCAGUUAAACGUUUAUUUUAUUUAGAGAUCGGGGUGAGAUACAGUUGGGCCCGGUUCCACUGACGCCAACUGCCUCCCAGUCGGGCAGACAGCCGUUGGGGCAGCAGUGAUCUGAUUUCAGUUCCUGCUCCCCGUCUCGGGAGUUGGCACACACACUCCCCCUGCAACUGCGGGGGCUCCCCCUUCCUAGCGGUGCCAGGCCAGUGAUAACCCCGAGUUAGUCCCAGCCUGAUCCCGGAGCAGUGAAUCGCUACGCUAGCUUAACGCCUCGGGAGUUGUCAGCUCCUGCUCUGGGGUUUGUUGACGGGAUCGUGGCAGCCCUCAGCCACCGAGGGAGCAGGCUUUUCAGUCAAUUUAAAGCCCCUUCCCUCACGUUCCUGAUUCCCUAUUCCAAAGUGAGGAGGCCGCACGUUGGUCGAGUUUGAUCAUGGGAAUUGUGUCCUGGCUGUCUAGAUAUGCAGGCCAGGGCAGUACGAUACGGAGAGUGAGUGUUACCCCGUGUAUCAGGCUCCCCCUCGCCACGCAGCCGACGAAACCCAGAGGAACGGCGGAGGCCGAUACGGUCCGGCACCGGCGGCGUCGCAAGAGUUGCAGGUCAGCGUCGAACUGCCUCAGGGACUCCAGCUCCGGAUUUUUCCCCCGCGGGCUCCUCUCCCCCGCAAGCGGGUAACAGCGGAGGUUUGAGAUCAGAGUUCUCCCUUCCCCGGGUGAGCUGACGAACCCCCGUCUGCCCGGAGCGACCGGCUUUGAGGCGCCGGUGACCCGCCUUUCAAAAGUGACCCGGUUGAGUGAGAACCCCAAACUUUGCUGAGUUUAAUUUUGGGAGAUCUUCGAUCAUGAAGUUGAAGUGGAAUUUUAAAACGUGACAUUUUCUUUGACCGGGAGCAGCCGAGAGAAUUUCGAUGACGUUCUCUGUAUAAACCUCAGGCCCCCACCUGAACAGUGUUACCCGCGUUUCGACAGCGUCCUUGCAUCGCACUUUCUUACCGACCGAUACUAUAUUUAUUGGUAAAUAUUUGCAGCUCUGAAAGGCCAGGCGAUAAAUCCUGAAUCUUACAUUCUGGUAAGCAGUUAUCCUUGAAAGUCUAGACUCCCCCCUGCUUCGAGUCCAGCUGCUGCGGCUUAACCUUCAGUUUUUUAUGCAGCAAGGUCACAACAAACACAGGGCGAGCACCCCCUUUAUCCGAAACACUUGGAGCCAAAGAUUUCGGACUUUGCAGUAUUUGCAUCCGUGCUGUGAGUUAGCGUGAGGGGACGGGACCCAAGUCUGAACAGCAAAUCCACUCGCGUUGCACGUCCGGCGUUGCACAUGUAUCCCUGAGGUAGUCUUGCAUAAAACUUCUGAUGAAUUCGUGCGUGAUGCCGUUGAGCCGCCGGGAAGGUGAGGCAGCACUGCCCCAGCAAGACCCGCCUACCAAUACCUAUCGGUGUUGUCUUUUCCCGUGUUGCUAAGUGACAAGAAGUUCCCCCCCCCCCCACCCCCCAAGAGAUCCAUUUUGUAUUUGAUCUUCAGAAUAUUAAACUAUGUUUAUAUUG